Molecule: messenger RNA, 1436 nt
Organism: Cornus florida
Lineage: Eukaryota; Viridiplantae; Streptophyta; Magnoliopsida; Cornales; Cornaceae
Product: protein farnesyltransferase/geranylgeranyltransferase type-1 subunit alpha
Exons: 5
Coding region: 114-1103 (329 amino acids)
Biological process (GO): protein geranylgeranylation; protein farnesylation
Cellular component (GO): cytoplasm; protein farnesyltransferase complex; CAAX-protein geranylgeranyltransferase complex
Molecular function (GO): protein farnesyltransferase activity; CAAX-protein geranylgeranyltransferase activity
Source: RefSeq, a predicted model, not a curated record
UAUAAAAAUCUAUAAAAUAUAAUGUCAGUUCAGAGACUCUUCAAAGACAAUCCUCGGAAUCUCAGAUAGAUAGAUCUGUACGGAGUCAAGACUCGGGCACGAUUCGACUCGGAAUGGACUCGGACGAUGAGCAGAGAAUUCCCCUGAGCCGGCGACCGGAGUGGUCCGACGUCACUCCGGUCCGGCAGGACGACGGUCCGGAGCCGGUUGUCCCGAUCGCCUACAAAGAAGAGUUCGCCGAGACCAUGGACUACUUUCGAGCCCUCUACUUGGCCGACGAGCGCUCCACUCGGGCGCUUCAACUCACCACCGAGGCCAUCCACAUGAAUCCUGGAAAUUACACUGUAUGGCAUUUUAGGCGUCUAAUACUUGAGGCACUUAAUGCUGACUUGCAUGAUGAAUUAGAUUUUGUUGAACGUGUUGCCAGUAAUAACUCCAAAAACUAUCAGAUUUGGCAUCAUAGACGGUGGGUUGCUGAGAAACUAGGAACUGACGCUGUGAAUAAGGAACUUGAGUUCACCAGGAAGAUCUUCUCCAUUGAUGCUAAAAAUUAUCACGCCUGGUCGCAUAGGCAGUGGGUUCUUCAGGCUCUAGGAGGGUGGGAGGAUGAACUUGACUAUUGUCAUCAGCUACUUGAAGAUGACAUUUUUAACAAUUCCGCUUGGAAUCAGAGAUAUUUUGUUGUAACAAAAUCUCCCCUCCUGGGAGGCUUAAAGGCCAUGAGGGAAUCUGAAGUAAAUUACGCAGUUGAAGCCAUUUUAACCAAUCCUGAGAACGAGAGCCCAUGGAGAUAUCUUCGAGGCCUUUACAAGGAUGUCACCCAAUCUUGGAUAAAUGAUCCUCAAGUCUCUUGGGUAUGCUUGAAGAUUUUGAGUGCCAAAAAAAAUCACAUUUUUGCUCUGGGUACGCUUUUGGAUCUUCUAUGCCAUGGUUUCCAUCCAAGCCAAGACAUCAAAGAUGCUUUAGAUGCUCUGAAUACAGAAUCUGAUUCAACAGAAUCAGAAUUGGCAAAAUCAGUUUGUUCUGUCUUGGAACGCAGGGAUCCAAUGAGAGCAAGUUACUGGGGAUGGCGCAAGCACAUGCUUCGUGAUCGGGCAGUUUAAUGUCGUAUUGGCUGCUUUGAGACUGUCGAUUGAUACGGGGCCUGCCUCCAUUUCUGCUAUUAGUCUAUUUCUCAUAAUUUUAGCAUUUGGGUUGUGUUGUGAGUUAGCUAUAAGUCCAUUCUGUUCAAGAACUGCUUUUAUUCACUUCGAAGGCAGCUUUCGGCACCUGUUGAUUAAACACAGGCAACUUCCUAGCUGAACUUGUUUGUGAAAGAGCAUGUCUCCAAUUUACUGGUAGUAGUUACAUUUCCAGCUUUGCAGCUUUUCGUGGAAAUGUAAACAUCCCAUGUAUUUUAGAAUAUUAUUUAUACCGUAUAGUUUUCUGUUUUCUUC